AUCGUAGUAUAUUUCAAACGAUCUUUCUCGUCACCUUCCAGCUCCAGAGUUCCAAACCUUUGCUCUGCUCGCAUAUAAAAUCGACACUUUCCAUAUUCCUUUAACCCUCAAAAACGCAAGCUGAAGAUUUCAUACAACACACUACACAAAAUCGAUCGAGAAAAAGAUUUACUUCGAAGAUCACAGAGAAUAUUCAUCCCAUCUCUCUCAAUCAUUUCCGAAUUACCUUUUUUUCUUCUAUUAUAUAUACCACCCUUUGGCUUUCUGUCUCUACACCACAAAACCCUUCUCCUCGUCCGUAUUUUUUGACGUUCUUUCUCUGUUUUAGUUUACAGCCUUUUUCUUCCGCGUUCAUCAAUGGCUCCGAGUUUGAGCAAAGCUGGUUCCGAUGCCACCACUCUCGUCGAUGACGUUAAACAGUCUCCAAUCACGUUGGAGGGUUCAAACUUCUUGGCCAAUGGCCAUGUCUUACUUUCCGACGUCCCUGAGAAUAUCACAGCCACUCCUUCACCUUACACCUCCAUUGACAAAUCCAUUACCUCCCUUGGAUGCUUUGUCGGCUUCAACGCCACGCAUUCAAGAAGCCGGCACGUCGUCCCCAUCGGAAAACUGCGGGACAUUAGGUUUAUGAGUAUAUUCAGGUUCAAGGUCUGGUGGACCACCCACUGGGUCGGCUCCAAUGGCCGAGACCUGGAGAACGAGACCCAGAUGGUGGUUCUCGAAAAAUCAGACUCCGGUCGUCCUUAUGUUCUCCUUCUUCCUCUUCUCGAGGGUAGAUUCCGGGCCUCGAUCCAGCCCGGAAACGGCGACAACGUCGAUCUCUGCGUCGAGAGCGGGUCGACCAAGGCCACCGGAGCUUCAUUCCGGAGCAUCAUGUACACGCACGCCGGAGAUAAUCCUUUCACCCUGGUCAAGGAGGCCAUGAAAGUCGUCAGAGCUCACCUGGGCACGUUUAAGCUUUUGGAGGAGAAAACCCCACCGGGUAUCGUGGACAAAUUUGGUUGGUGCACGUGGGACGCAUUUUAUCUAACUGUGCACCCUCGUGGUGUGUUAGAAGGUGUGAGAGGGCUCGUCGAAGGUGGAUGCCCACCGGGGCUCGUUCUGCUCGACGAUGGGUGGCAGUCCAUCGGCCACGAUACGGACCCAAUCACGCAAGAGGGCAUUAACCAAACCAUAGCGGGAGAGCAAAUGCCAUGCAGGCUCUUGAAGUUCCAAGAGAACUAUAAAUUCAGGGACUACAGAAGUCCCCAAAACACCCCCAUCGGUGCCCCCAACAAGGGCAUGGGUGCCUUUAUCAGGGACCUAAAGGAGGAGUUCAAGAGCGUAGACUAUGUGUACGUGUGGCACGCACUAUGCGGGUACUGGGGUGGGCUGAGGCCCGAUGUGCCCGGAAUGCCGAAAUCGGUGGUGGAGAAGCCCAAGCUCUCGCCGGGACUGGAGUUGACCAUGGAAGAUCUGGCGGUGGAUAAGAUAGUUGCCACCGGUGUCGGGCUGGUCCCACCGGAGUUCGUUGAUCAGAUGUACGAAGGGCUGCACUCACACUUGGAGGCGGUUGGCAUUGAUGGGGUCAAGGUCGACGUUAUCCAUUUGCUGGAGAUGCUGUGCGAGAAUUACGGUGGAAGAGUGGAGCUGGCAAAGGCAUAUUUCAAGGCUCUCACUGCUUCGGUGAAGAAGCAUUUCAAUGGGAAUGGUGUUAUUGCUAGCAUGGAGCACUGCAACGACUUCAUGUUCCUCGGAACUGAGGCCAUUUCUCUUGGCCGUGUUGGGGACGAUUUCUGGUGCACCGAUCCAUCUGGUGAUCCAAAUGGCACAUUUUGGCUCCAAGGUUGUCACAUGGUGCAUUGUGCCUACAACAGUUUGUGGAUGGGCAACUUCAUACACCCAGAUUGGGACAUGUUCCAGUCUACUCACCCAUGUGCUGCUUUCCAUGCUGCAUCUCGCGCAAUUUCUGGAGGUCCUAUUUAUGUUAGUGACACUGUUGGCAAGCACAACUUUGAUCUGCUUAAGACCCUGGUUUUACCUGAUGGGUCUAUUCUGCGCUGCGAGUACUAUGCACUUCCUACCCGAGACUGUCUCUUUGAGGAUCCUUUGCAUGAUGGAAAGACCAUGCUCAAAAUCUGGAACCUCAACAAGUAUACUGGAGUUCUUGGGGCAUUCAACUGCCAAGGAGGUGGGUGGUGCCGUGAAACUAGGCGCAAUCAAUGUGCCUCCCAAUGUUCCCAUGUUGUGAGCUCUCGAGCCAACCCAAAUGACAUCGAGUGGAAGAGUGGCAACAACCCAAUCUCCAUUGAAGGGGUACAAGUUUUUGCCCUUUACUAUUCCCAGGCCAAGAAACUAGUCCUCUCCAAACCAUCACAGAACGUGGAGAUAUCCUUGGAGCCGUUCAAUUUCGAGCUAAUCACCGUUUCCCCGGUGGUCGUUUUGACCGGAACAUCUGUUCGGUUUGCUCAUAUAGGCUUGGUGAACAUGCUUAACACCGGUGGUGCCAUCCAAUCAUUGGCUUUCAAUGAUGAGGCCAAGUCGAUCCGAAUCGGAGUGAAGGGCACUGGAGAAAUGAGGGUGUUUGCAUCAGAGAAGCCAAUAGCUUGCAAGAUUGAUGGCGAAGCUGUACCGUUUGAAUACGAGGACUUCAUGGUUGUUAUUCAAGUGCCAUGGCCUGGUUCUUCAAACCCGUCUUUGAUUGAGUACAUCUUCUGAAGUCAGGGGCAGCAUAUUGUUAAUGUCCUUCAGGAUUCUGAUGAUUACAAGUUUUUUCUUUUCUCUUUUAAAAGUUUGAUUACUUAUUUUUUUCCCAAGAUGGGGAAAGUAACUAAGUGAAUUAAACGAUAUUAAAGUGAUAUAUCAAUACUAAUUUUGCAACUGUUGCUUAU
Messenger RNA from Carya illinoinensis, 2870 nucleotides. RefSeq names its product probable galactinol--sucrose galactosyltransferase 5. The transcript has 4 exons. The coding region runs from base 358 to 2697 and encodes 779 amino acids. The record is from RefSeq and is a predicted model, not a curated record. Gene Ontology annotation, molecular function: galactinol-sucrose galactosyltransferase activity. NCBI's taxonomy places the organism in Eukaryota, Viridiplantae, Streptophyta, Magnoliopsida, Fagales, Juglandaceae.